AUGCCAUUCUGGGGUAGCUGCCUGUGUGGCACUGUGAGGUUCAGCUCGGAUGCGACUGGAGAUAUCACGGCUCUCUGCCAUUGUGUCGAUUGCCAGAAGUGGACUGGUGGUGCAUUUACUUCAAACGUCGUUAUUCCUCGAGUCUCGUUCAAGGUGACGGCAGGUAAAGCGACGUACUACGACACUCCCGGAGAGAGUGGGAAGAACAACCGUCACUUCUUUUGUUCAACGUGCGGGUCCAGUCUCUACACCGAGUUGGAUAUUAUGCCAGAUAAGACCGUAAUCAAAGCAGGCACUCUGGACAAAGGAGGAGCCAACUUGGGUAACAAGGUCGAUAUUGAGUUCUACACCAAGGACCGUGUAUCUUAUCUGACCCCUGUCGAUGCUGCAAAGCAGGAACCUGCUUUCGGCAAUUAG
Molecule: messenger RNA, 417 nt
Organism: Aspergillus udagawae
Lineage: Eukaryota; Fungi; Ascomycota; Eurotiomycetes; Eurotiales; Aspergillaceae
Product: GFA family protein
Exons: 4
Coding region: 1-417 (138 amino acids)
Molecular function (GO): carbon-sulfur lyase activity
Source: RefSeq, a predicted model, not a curated record